This is a messenger RNA of Cygnus olor (mute swan), 1033 nucleotides long. RefSeq names its product male-enhanced antigen 1 (gene MEA1). Gene Ontology annotation, biological process: spermatogenesis. The record is from RefSeq and is a predicted model, not a curated record. The transcript is spliced from 3 exons. NCBI's taxonomy places the organism in Eukaryota, Metazoa, Chordata, Aves, Anseriformes, Anatidae. Bases 45 to 557 code for a protein of 170 amino acids.
GGAGGAGGAGGAAGAAGAGGGGGCGGCGGGGCCGCGCCCGGUGCAUGGCGGUGGCGGCGAGCAUGGGGCCGGAACGGGUCUGUCCCGGCGAGCCGGGGCCGCCGGAGGCCCCCGAGGGCGCUGCGGGUUGGAGCGGCGACGAGGAGGAAGAGGAGGAGGAGGAGGAGGAAGAGGAGGAGGAGGAGGAGGGGGAGGAAGGCGGCGGGUACCUGUACCAGCCGCUGAGCCAGGAACCGGAGCAGGGCCCCGGCGAGGCGGCGGGCCCCGGGCUGCAGGAGCGGCUGCAGAUGCUGGGGCUGCACCUGCCCGAGCCGCCCGUGGACAGCGAGGAGGAGGAGGAGGAGGAAGGCGCGGCGGCUCAGAGCAGCCGCAGCUCCAUCCCCAUGGACCCAGAGCACGUGGAGCUGGUGAAGAGGACGAUGGCCGGCGUGAAGCUCCCCACCCUGGGCAUCCCGCCCUGGGCCAGCGAGAUCUCCGACGACCAGUGGAAGGACGUGGUGCGGCGCACGCUGCAGGCCAGGCAGAGCCUGAGCGGCCCCAGGCCCGAGUGGAAGUGACGCCCAGACCCCCGCCCGCCCCUCGGUCACCCAAUUUGGGGCCGGGGCUCACCGGUGUCGCUGUUCCAGUUUCUCCCGUUGACGUUGUCCACCUUCCCUUCCUCACCUCUUUCCCGGUUCUGGCUGCCACGUAAGUUGCUGUGAUGUCCUUGUGUUGACUUGCUCUGCCCUGGAGGAGGCAGCCCACAUUCCUGACCCUGCGUACGUGUGGAGGGAGGGGUUUUGAGCGGCUUCACCCAGCUUGGCUUGGGACAAACACCUCGUCCCAGCGCUGGAGAAGUCCCUCUCCCCGCAGGGGUGCCUCCUCCGAGGGCACGCGGCUGCAUGUUGGCGUAUCAGAGGUCGAGUCCAGUGUGUCUUUCCAAGAGAUCAGUUUUAUUUAGUACUGUACAUACAGGGACAUCUGUACAAAAUCCAACACUUUCAUACUAUGUAAUGCUCUACUGAAAAUAAAGUACACCAUAUGUACAUAUGAA